CCACCUCUCAUCCUUUUGUGGGGUCAUCAGAAUCCCCCAAUUUUUUUCACUAUCCAGGAAAUAAAACCCUAACCCCCAAUUUCCCUCUCUCUCCUCCGCCGCAUGAACCACCACGAACCGCCCAAGGUAACCAUGGGUUCCGAAACAACAAUCCUCAGCAAUCACCUAUCCACCUCCGACCAACCUCAAUUCGAGUCACCUGAAUCACAACCAUCUCUACCCUUGUCUUUCUCUCUCCCCUUUCCUCCCAUGUCAAUAACCUCUUCCGCCGCUAAAUCCACCACUACAACCGCUUCAACCACUACAAAACUCGCAGUUUCGCGCCGCCGGGUUUCAUCAACCAAAGACCGCCACACCAAGGUUAACGGCCGAGGCCGCCGCGUUCGCAUGCCACCUCUCUGCGCCGCUCGAAUUUUCCAGCUUACUCGCGAACUUGGGCACCGUACAGACGGGCAGACAAUCGAGUGGCUACUCCGUCAUGCAGAACCAUCCAUUAUCCGAGCCACCGGUACUGGUACUGUCCCUGCCGUGGCUGAUUUCACUUCUCCGGCAAAAUCGUCUUCGACUCCUGCAAUAGCUGCCUUGCCUCUGUCAAUCGAUAACGGGUGGCAUUUCCCGUCACAAACCGUGGGAUUAGAGUUCGGAUAUCGUCACAUUCCGUCGUUCACCGCUCUGUUGCUGCAGCCCGAUGACGGGGAGCUGCGAAUGCGGCAGCAACAUGAAGGGCAAGACCAAGAUGAAGAACAAGGCGAUCCUGCUGAUUUUGCUAUUGCUAAAGAAGAGGAUCAAAAUUAACUACGGAGUAGUAAUUAGUAUUAGUAUUAGAAGGAGAGGAAGUGUAAUUUGAGUUGUAUCUCUAUUAUUAAGCUUGUAAUUUUUAGGGUUAGGGGUUUAGUCGUUUAGAUUAGAUAAUGGGAUUAGAUUAAAUAUGGUAAAUUUUCUUAUUUUA
Molecule: messenger RNA, 949 nt
Organism: Spinacia oleracea (spinach)
Lineage: Eukaryota; Viridiplantae; Streptophyta; Magnoliopsida; Caryophyllales; Amaranthaceae
Product: transcription factor PCF1
Exons: 1
Coding region: 103-795 (230 amino acids)
Cellular component (GO): nucleus
Molecular function (GO): sequence-specific DNA binding; DNA-binding transcription factor activity
Source: RefSeq, a predicted model, not a curated record